AUGGCCUCAGUACUGUUCACUCAGUCAUUUUGUCAACCUCAGGCUGCAGCAGCCAUAUCACAUCUAACCUCCCUUUUUGGAAGUGCAAGGGCUAUCUCGAGCCAUAAAGAUCUGAGGCUCAGGCGGCAAGAUGUUCACAACAAACAACAGAAACCAAAUGUGACAUCAGGAAAGGAUUUAAAUCAAGAGAAGGAGCAAUGUGGGCUGUCACAAGUUACUGACUUAUUCUCGCUACUCAAAGACACGGAUGUAACAACCCCUACUAUAGCCCUCAUCCAGCGAGCACGGAAAAAGGAUAGUGCUUUGAAUUGGGCUCAGUGUCAUACCUCAGCUAGCACAUUUUUUGAAAACAAAAUAGGAUUUUCGCAAGCACACUUGAACGUGGAGCAUCCUGCAGGGGUAUCCAUCAUGCGGACAGCAGCACAGGAUCCUUUAUUCAGGAGAAUUUUGACAUCACUUGUCCACUCACACAAUGUGCAGCUGAGAGGUUUCAAGACACAUCGGUCAGAGAGACACACUGGGGUUGGUGUUCGGCCUCGGCGAGAGCACCAGGAGUCACUGAUAGACAACGUGCAGGACUUCUUUGGCAGCCGGUCCAACAAGAAUUCUCUUGGUGUCAAGUCAGCACCAGGCUUGUCCACUUUAUCUGGAGCAGUCAAGUCUCUUUCUGAUCCUGACCCUGAGGUGGAAAGGAAACUGAAGGUUGCUUUUGCUGAAGGUUACAAGGCAAGAGAAGAAAACACAAAGAAGAGGUGGUCUAAUCUGAGAAGUUUUAUUUUCUUGGCUUUAACAAUAUGGCUGGUAGUGCAACUGUUUUCCUCCAACAUUUCCAUCAAGCCUGGAGGAUCACUGGGCUUUCUUAACAGUAUUACGUACGAAGUCAAUGCAGAAGAUGUCAAUGUUACGUUUGCCGACGUCAAAGGGGCAGCAGAAGCCAAACAAGAAUUGCAGGAUAUUGUCAACUUUCUCCGAGAUCCAGAAAAAUACACUUCACUUGGGGCUAAGCUGCCUAAAGGUGUUUUACUUGUGGGUCCUCCAGGAGUUGGCAAAACUCUGCUUGCUAGGGCAGUUGCUGGUGAAGCUGGUGUUCCAUUCUUUCAUGCUUCUGGGUCAGAGUUUGAUGAAAUGUUUGUUGGACUGGGAGCCCGGCGCAUUCGACAGCUGUUUUCUGCUGCUAAGGAACAGGCUCCUUGUAUAAUAUUCAUUGAUGAGUUUGACUCUGUGGGGGCCAAGAGAACUAGUUCUGCUAUCCACCCUUAUGCUAAUCAGACAGUGAAUCAACUCCUCAAUGAAAUGGAUGGGUUUCAACAAAAUGAAGGCAUAAUUGUUAUGGGUGCUACCAACAAGGUGGAUAACAUGGACAAAGCUUUGAGACGUCCCGGUCGAUUCGAUAUUGAAGUGACAGUGCAGCUCCCUGAUCUAAAAGGUCGCAAGGAAAUUAUUGAACUGUAUAUCAGUAAAAUCAAGAAGGAUCCUGAUGUCGAUGUAGAUAAGCUUGCCAGGGGAACUACUGGGUUUUCAGGUGCAGAGUUGGAAAAUUUGAUCAACCAGGCAGCCUUGAAAGCUGUCAUUGAUGGUCGGGAAACUGUCACCAUGAGUCACCUUGAUUUUGCCAGAGACAAAAUCCUGAUGGGUCCUGAGAGAAAGAACAGGAUCCCUGAUGAAGAAACCAACUGGUUAACAGCCUAUCAUGAAGCAGGUCACACCCUGGUGUCUUACUUCACCAAGGAUUCCACACCACUACACAAAGUGACCAUCAUACCCAGGGGUCAAUCAUUAGGUCAUACUGCAUUUAUUGAUGAGAAAGAGGUCUACAACAAAACAGUGUCCCAGCUGAAAGCCUCUAUGGACACUGCCAUGGGAGGCAGAGCAGCAGAGGAGUUGAUCUACGGAACUGAAAAGGUGACCACAGGAGCAUCCAAUGACCUGCAACAGGCUACAAGGAUUGCCACUUCAAUGGUGAUGGUCAACGGCAUGUCAGAUAAGGUUGGAUUGAGGUCAUUCGUGGAUACAGAAAUUAGUCCAGGCCAGAGAGAGGUCAUUGACUUGGAAAUCAGAAGGUUUCUUCAGGAGUCCUAUGACAGAGCGAAGAGCAUUCUGAAACAGCACAACACAGAACUGAACAACCUGGCACAAGCACUGAUCAAGUACGAGACUUUAGACAAAGAUGAGAUUCAGCAGGUUGUGGAAGGCAAGAAGCUGCAUAAAAGUGUAUGA
This is a messenger RNA of Candidula unifasciata, 2217 nucleotides long. Lineage: Eukaryota; Metazoa; Mollusca; Gastropoda; Stylommatophora; Geomitridae. The record is from the annotation of a GenBank genome assembly.